Molecule: messenger RNA, 3556 nt
Organism: Ictalurus punctatus (channel catfish)
Lineage: Eukaryota; Metazoa; Chordata; Actinopteri; Siluriformes; Ictaluridae
Product: probable E3 ubiquitin-protein ligase MID2
Exons: 5
Coding region: 144-1340 (398 amino acids)
Source: RefSeq, a predicted model, not a curated record
GUCUUUUUCUGCACCGUUUCUUUCUGCAUCCUGUAUCUUUAUGUAAACAGGAGGAGAACAGGACAGCAGGCCUGUGAGUGUAGAGGGAGGAGAGAAGAGAAGGAAAUGGAGGAAGUGACUGCAGCGUGUCUGUUACCACACUAAUGAAAGGAAGACAUCCUCGCUGCAAAACAGCCAACCCAUCGCAACAGUCACUUGACCAUGAAGAAGAGAAAGAAGAAGAUGACAUCACUUCUUCCUCAUGCCCAUUAUGUGGGCGUGUAUUUGACAAGCCCCUCCUCCUACCCUGUGCACACACUCUAUGUGGGCGGUGCUUAACAGAGAAGGCAAGGUUAGAUAAACGCAGGUCUGCAUUAACAACUGCAUCCCAGGGGUCUCAUACGAUCUGUGCCGUCCUCUGCCCACGCUGUUGCCAUGGCAUUGAACUGCCCUGUUCUGAUUGGUCGAGUGCUACUGCAUGCCUGCCCCUUGACCCCACAGUGAUCUUUGAUCCGGGAUCUGGCACACAGGAGGAGGAUGAGAAAGAGGAGGAAGUCAGGAAAAAAACAGCACAGAAACCAGGAGGCGACGUGGAUCUGUCCGAGGAGGAGAUGGAACGUUCCGUCUCAGGUCUACUCUUUGCUCUAGAUGAAUCCUCCAUAACCCCGCCCCUCCAGCUCACUAACUCCGCCCUCACAGUCACCUUCAAGGACUCUGGCACUCAGGCUGGAGGUCGUGACCUCUGUGCAUCUCUCCCUCAUGUGUGUGCUGAUGUGGAAAUCCACAGAGGACAGUACUACUGGGAAGUCGAUGUGUGCAACAGCGCCCUCUACCGCAUUGGUGUGAGCUCAUUGGCUGGUGGUGAUGCGUGGUGGUUUGAGAGGCGUGGCUCUGGAUUCCACGCUGUGUUUGAUGGCAGACGCGAGCUCCUUCCCUCAAUCCCGCCACAGCUUAAAACAGUGGGCGUGUUCUUAAAUGUGGGUGGGGCUUCUCUCACCUUCCACAACCCGUUAACAGAAGAACUUCUUGCCGCGAUCCCGUCCAUCUUCACUCCUCCUCUUUGCCCUGCAUUUCAACUGGGCCAGGGAAGGCUGAAGCUCCGCCCAGGCCUGCCUCCACCCAACCACGUCUUUCUGAGCCGCAACUCAGCCUAUCGGGGACCUGAAGGGGCAGGGCGCGGGCGGUGGAGGCGGGACGUUGCGUUUGGGUCAGUGAGGGUCGUGAUACAGAAGUUCGAAGAAAUGUCGGCUUCGGAUUCCGAUUCGGGCCUGAUGUCCAGCUGUAGCUCCGACUCCACCCUGGCCUCCAUCCCUGACCCGAGUCCGGAAACUUCCGCAUCUCGUCCAGCGCGAGAACGCUGAAGAACCUGAGAGUGUCUUCUACUGGCUAUUUCAUAAUCAUCUGCAGAAGACAACAAGCCACAAACUCCUCCAUGGCUCCCUGUACACUAUCACUUACUCGUCUUAUUCAUCGUAUCUGCAGUGCUAACAGUGCGGGAGCGAUAUCUGAGAUCGUCUGUCAAAACACUUCUGCUUCACUGCGUUAAUACAAUGAUAAUUAACACUAGCACCCUCGUCGCCUAACCAGCUAGCUAAUCAACAAAUAAAUAAAUAAACAUAAAUAAAUAACCAAGCUACGCAUGUUUAUGUGCCCUUAAAUUUGUGCUUAAAAUCCUGGAUGUUGACAUCAUUUGCAUAUUCAGUUCACGCUCAAAAAUCAAAACACAGUGAAAUCCAAUCCAGACUUUGCAACGUGUGCAUAAAAAUCUGGAGUGGUUGUGGUCAGUCCCUUCAGGAUCACAGAAACGAGCGCAAAAUCAAGCAAACUCUGCGGUAUUCAGAGGAGCUUGCAAUUUUUCAAAAUCCCCUCAGAUUUUCUGCAGACUCGGGCCGAGACGUGUUGCGCGAUGUCAUCACAACGUGCGUUCAAUCAAAGCGCUCUUUGAUUCACGUGCGUCGAACGUGAGUACAGCUAAAAGGUCUCACUGACCAACAGACAUGGUUGUGAAAGGGCGAAUUCGAAUCGCUCUCCGCAAAAACGCACAAAAAACUCAUAUAAAUAAUAAAGCCGCGGCAACAUCAUAAGAAACCUCUGUGAAAUCCUGUACGGACUGUGUAGUGUCCGUGAAUGAAGACGUAAUCGAUCACAGGUGAGCUCGGUGAACCGGAGGUGGGCUAACUCUGGAGAUGAGGACCUCUGGUGGUGUGGAGUGGCAUUGUCAGCUCAGCCUGUGACAUCGAUGAUUUAAUGAAAUAAAAAAAGAAGGAGAAUGUCUUUAUACGCUCUGCAGUGAUUGCAGUACCGUCCUGUAUGAUUAAUCUAGGCAUUGCAGGUGUUCCACACGCAUGACUCCUCACAAACGUCCAAACAGAAUUAGCACAAACUCUCAAAACAAUGCUAACACUUAGUUUAGAGUGGAGUGUACGCCACGGCACAUGCUUCAGUUUUUCUAAAUGGCACAAAAUGGGUUUUUCACAAAGAUCUCUAGCAAGAGUGGAUGAAUCCUGCAGUUUAUUCAAACAGACAUGCAGAAGUGAUGUAACGAUGCCACGGCUGUAUGCGUGAGAAAUUAUAGAAAACACGCCUGUUGCUGCAACUAAUCCGGCGGGAUUUUCACAUGAACGCUCUGUGGCAGUUUGAGCUUUCUCCCUGUUUGGAUUUUACCUGACUGAAAUCGCACCCGUGUGCUGUUCCAGAUUGAGCCGUGGUCCGAUGAAUGGCUCAAAAUGUCCGACCGUCAAAAUUGUCUCCGAAGAAGCGGAAAAUUAGCUGCGUGUGAACUGCGACUUGAGUAAACGACUGUUCGAGCGCCGUCGUGACUUUAUCGUAAACAAAUGUGGAAGUCAUUUUCUGUGUAAACACAAACUUCAGGAACUGUGUGUGUGUGUGUCGGGGGUGGGGCCCCCACAUGGGCAUGGGCAUGUCCCCACAAGAACAGGAAUAGCUGACAGUUUUGACUUUGUGGGGACAUUUGAAAAUCUGCAAAGUGUGUUUAAAAAUCUGAAAGUUUCCUUUUGGUUACUGAGGUUAACAAACAUGUCUGUGUGUGUGUGUGUGUGUGUGUGUGUGUGUGUGUGUGUGUGUGUGUGUGAGAGUGUGUGUGGUGCCCAAUUAAUUAUUUAGGUGACAGAUGGACGUAUGGCACGCUCAUUCAGCUCAUUGUUUUUAUUUGGUUCCAGAGAAACAGGAUGCAGUCAGUCCGAAAAGCGAGAAACUCCUGAGUGUGUUUUAAGUUUCGGCGCCCGCAUGUGGAAAUGAUUUACGGUGAUCUGACGACAGCGAUGUUACACACAUUCAUUCAUUUUAUUUCCUUAAUCUGUUCCAAGACAACUUAUCAUAACCUAUUACUGAGCUGCAUACACACUUAGUCACCCUCUGUGUGUGUGUGUGUGUGUGUGUGUGUGUGUGUGUGUGUGUGUGUGUGUGACUUGAUGUCUGGACUUGAUAAACACCUCAUGGCGUCAGUUGUGGUGUGUGUUUGAGAGAGCGGAUAUGUGUGUGUUUGUCAUACCCUAACCAUUUCCAAACACUCAGCCUCGUUUAUCUUUAUCUUUCAAUAAAGUUGUGUAUAAAUGUU